AUGUAUUCAUUAUUCAAAACAUACGUUCUCCUCCUCCUCCUUCAAUUUUUUGUAUUUUCUGGAUUUGCUGGCCGCCGAGACCGCCUAGCUGGUGGCGCACACCGUAACAAACGUGUCAAAGAUGGUGGAGCCGAUUACACAAUGCCAGAAAUCUCGACCAAAUUCAGGGGAGAAUGGGUACUCGAUAACCCAAACGUGGGUGUGGGUGCCAUGCAACUCCAGUUGAUGCCUAACGAUCAGGUCGUUUGGUUUGAUACGACGUCACUUGGGCCAUCUGCUCGAAAAUUGGAGCCCCCAGGAAACUGCCCGCUUAACCCAGAUAUGAACAACAAGCCUGAUUGCUUUGCCCACGCUCUUGCAUACAACUGGAAAACCGGAACUAGUAGAACCAUUGUGUUGUCAGGUGAACCAUGGUGCUCGUCGGGAAAUUUAUGGCCUAAUGGUAAUCUUGUGGCUACCGGAGGUACCUUUACCGGUGUCAAAGCUGUAAGAAUGCUGCCUAAAGAUGAUCUGAAAGCAAACUUCAUCGAAAGGAGAAAUGUGCUUGCUGAUUAUCGAUGGUAUGCAUCUAACCAGGUUUUGGAAGAUGGGAGCGCAGUAUUGGUGGGGGGUCGGGACGCCUUCAGCAUUGAGGUCGUGCCACCAUCACUUAACUUUCAACCUAAGAAAAUCGACUUCCCGUUUCUCAAAGAAACAUGCACACCCCCGAAGGGGCCAAACAGAUUCAUCGAGAACAACUUAUACCCCUUUGUUUACUUACUUCCAGACGGAAAUAUAUUCCUUUUCGCCAAUGACAGGUCCAUGAACUUAAAUCCACGAACAGGACAGAUUUUUGUAGAGCAUCCAAUUCUUCCAGGUGGUGCUCGCAACUACCCUGCUUCGGGCAUGUCUGCUCUUCUUCCACUCAAGCUAGGUCCAGAUAACUUAAAUCCUCUAAACGUUGAGGUCGUUGUUUGUGGUGGCAACAAGCACACCGCAUUUGAAAUGGUUGAUGCAAAGCAUGUCAAAGACAAGGUGUUUGUACCUGCGUUACAAGAUUGUCAUAGAAUUCAUCCCAUGAAUAAAGGUGCAAAAUGGGAGAACGAACAAGAUAUGCCAACACCGAGGGUCAUGGGCGACCUUCUACACCUUCCCACAGGCGAUCUCCUCAUGAUCAAUGGUGCCAAAAAGGGUACUGCUGCAUGGGAUGAUGCCAUAGAUCCUAACUUUGCCCCGGUUUUAUAUACUCCAUUCAAGCGUAUGGGGAAAAGGUUUAAGGAAAUGAAACCUACAAAUAUCGCCAGGAUGUAUCAUUCCACCUCAGCGUUGUUGCCAGACACCAGGAUCUUGGUCGCUGGCAGUAACCCUAACCAAUUCUACACAUUCAAUGUCCCAUUCCCAACGGAGUUGAGGGUAGAGAAAUUUUCUCCUCAUUACUUAGAUCGUGCACUUGACAAGGAUAGGCCCACAAUCAUCGAACCCACUACUGAUAAGGUCUUAAAGUAUAGAGCACCCUUUAAGAUUACAGUUCAAUUUAAAAGUAACAUAGUAUUGCAACCAGGUGAGGCUAAGAUAACCUUGAUAUACCCACCGUUCACCACUCAUGGUUUCUCUCAAAAUCAGAGGUUGAUCGUUCCAACGAUAAAGGAGAUAAAUAAUAAUGUGAUAACUGCUCUUGCGCCACCAUGUGGAAAGAUUGCGCCUCCUGGGUACUAUAUGAUGUUUGUCAAUCGCCUUGGAGUUCCUGGACACGGUAUUUGGGUCCACAUUGACUAG
Messenger RNA from Lactuca sativa (garden lettuce), 1755 nucleotides. Its product is annotated as putative aldehyde oxidase Art an 7. The record is from RefSeq and is a predicted model, not a curated record. Lineage: Eukaryota; Viridiplantae; Streptophyta; Magnoliopsida; Asterales; Asteraceae.